Darwinula stevensoni is the source of this 518-nucleotide messenger RNA. The record is from the annotation of a GenBank genome assembly. NCBI's taxonomy places the organism in Eukaryota, Metazoa, Arthropoda, Ostracoda, Podocopida, Darwinulidae.
GGACCAACUGAUUACGCAAGAUGGUUCAACCUCCCACCCAGUAAGGAAAUGAGGCCUGCUUAUGAGGUAGAAUGGAGUUUCUUCUAUGAGCCUUUCUUCAUUCUCUCCUCCUCCGCUCCCUAUUACUAUGAAGGAUUCAAGGAGUACUCCUACGAACGAGGAAGCUUCGCGUGCGAGUUGAAAGCCCGUGGCUGGAAAUUCUUCGUCCUGAACAACGCAUUUGUGCUCCACGACGGAUUCAAAUUAACCAACAUGUUCGAAUUCUUCUUGAACAAGAAAGUCAGGAAGGAACUGGCGAAGACGGCAAUCAACCACCGCCUCUACCGAGCGGAGCUCAUCGCAAAGAUCGGGAGCCAAGCCAAGAAAUGCUCCUCCCUCUCUUACCGAACCCUGGAAGUUCUGCUUGUGCUCGCCGGACAUUUAUAAGGAAUACACGUCCAGCAAAAUGAGGAAGCAAGAAAACAUCUAGCAUAUUUUCACUGGUGAUUUUCACGCUAUUCUUCAAUUCUCAGUCAGCA